This is a messenger RNA of Brugia malayi, 2631 nucleotides long. RefSeq names its product myosin-like protein, putative (gene Bma-anc-1). The record is from RefSeq and is a predicted model, not a curated record. The coding region runs from base 1 to 2631 and encodes 876 amino acids. Gene Ontology annotation, cellular component: membrane. NCBI's taxonomy places the organism in Eukaryota, Metazoa, Nematoda, Chromadorea, Rhabditida, Onchocercidae. The transcript is spliced from 8 exons.
AUGGUAGUUGAAAAAUCGGAUCGUAUCAGAGAUCUAAUACUACCGGUAAAAACUGAAAAUAUUAAAGAGCUUUAUCAUGAUGUCGAUAAACUAACAGAUCGAUAUAAUGAUUUAUCAACACGUGUGAAUGAUAAAUUGAAUCAUGCAAAGGAGCAGGAGAAUCUAUUUGAUGAUAUCCAACGACAGCUUGAUGAUAUGGAACAAAAAGCUGAUGAUUUUCUCAACAAAUAUAUCACUUCACAAGAUUUAUCAAUUGCUAUGGAAGAUAUCGAUCAAUUGCAUUCACUUCUGAAUCAGAUUCCAACAUCAGCAAUGGAAAAUAUCAUUGAACGUGGGCUCAGAGAGAAUUUAUUAAAGAAAGCAGAUAUUAUAAAGAAUAAGAUUAAAAAUUUACUUCUUCCACUGGAAAAAGAUAUGAAAAAGGAGCAAGAAUUGAUGCAAAAUGUUCAUGAAAUACUAUCGACAAUAACUUCAAUUGGUGAUGAUGUUAUUGGAGUUGAUAGCAUAAAUGAGCCAUCACAACAAUUGAUGAGCAUUGGUGAAUUAACUGAAAAUUUGCGAAAAUUGAAAGGAAAAGUUGAAAAACUAGAAGGAAAAUUACAUAAUUCGGAAGGUAUGGUAAAACGUGCAUUAAUAAGUGAUGAUCUUUAUGAUCGUGUUGUACAAUUACAAAAUGCACUUGAUGAUAAGAAAGAGAAAUUAACCGAUCGUGCCAAAUUAUAUUCCACAACUGCGGAGAUAAAUUUGAUCAACGAAAAUGUGCAACAUUAUAUAAAUGAAAUGGAACAAAUACCAUUGCAAACAGUUGAAGAACAAAAUAAUGCAUUAAGUGAGCUUGAAGGAAAGAAACAUCAACUUGAAAUUUUGCUAGAAAAUAUUCCGAUGAAUGAUGAAGGUAAUAAGUUACGUGAGGAUGGUAAUAGAUUACUGGCACAACUGAAUGAUAUUCUAAAACGGUUAGCUGAUGCAGUUGGAGAAAAGCUUGCAGCAUUAGCAUCAUUCAAUGCAAUUAGAGAUGAAAUUGAAAUACAACUCUCAUCAUUGCAAUCAAUGCCAAUAUUUAUUUCUGAUGAAAUUACUCUAUCUGAACUUGAUCAUCAACUAUGUGAUAUAAAUUCCGGUGUGCAGAAGCUUCUAAAAUUGAAGGAAAAAAUUUCACAUGUUGGAGUCUCUGAAUGUGAUAGGGAACAGUGCGACGAGAAGAAAGACCUUUUGUCGAGAAUUGAUGAGGUUUUGGAGCAUGCAGAGAAAGAUCAUGAAUAUUUCGACAAAAAGCGUGCCCAGUUGUUUGCGCAUGAAAGGAUAUCUGUCGAUUGUAAGACAUUACACAGUGAGUUGGUAGAAUGGAUAAAGAAUGGUCAGGAAUUGUUGGACGAUUCAGAAUCUCUUCCAGAAUCUUACGAUUCUGUCUCAAAGAAAUUUGACACUCUUAGUGAAAAGAUAUUCGAUUUACGCAAGGAACCAAAUAUCGAACAGUCACUGGUUUUUGUUCAGCUAUGUGAACUAAUUGACAAAGGCAAAGAUCUGCAACUAGAAUUGUCUAAACGUGCUCUUAUGUGGGAAAAUUUUGUAAAAGAACGUGAUUCAGCAGUAGAAGAACUGAACGAUAUACGCAGGCAAAUAUGUGAAAUUGAAGGACGAGGAGUGAGAAGAUUUGAUAAAAUGCUUGAUGAUUUGGAAGCUUUAAAGGCCCUCUACCUGAGGUGGUCGUUUCUCGCGGAUUUACCAUCACGACUAUUGUCUUUGUGUUCACAACUUCAUCCGCUAGCCUGCGCCCGACGAGAGGGAGAAGCAUUUGUCGAGGAAGCAAGUGAACUUGAGAAAAAGAUCGAGAAUUUGUUGGAUUCUAUGUCCGCCGAAUUCCGAGUAAGAGAGGAAAUUAUGCAUUCAUUACUCGUAAUAUCAGACGAACUUGGCGUUAUUAGAAAUGCAUUCGAUAAUCAGAACAUAUCAGCUUGUCUACAAAAGAAACUGGAGCAAAAGUUGGAAGGUAUUCGAGCGCAUUUGAAAACACUAGAUGAAGAUAUCACUAAGUACAAUGCUAAUAGAAUCUUUCUGAAUGAAGAAGAGGAUAUUACAACUAAACGUAAUUUCGAACAGUUAGAAGAAAUUGAAGAAAGACUAAAACGACUACAACUUACGGAUACUGAAGAAUAUGAUAUUGAUGCGGCAGCAGAAGUACUGGCAGCAAUAUAUCCUAAUGAUUAUCCACGAGAUGUACUGCGUGAACAGGGCAUUCCAUUUGAUGAUGAUUUAUAUGACCUUAGCCCCAGUUCUGCCACUAGCGACGAUGAUGAUGUGAGCAAAUUUGAAACACCUGAUGAUGAAGUGAUGCUAGAAGAAAGCGAUGUAGAAAAUGCCGUUGAGGUCUCUGCAUCAUCUGAUGUUGUUGCACUUUCACCAAUACCAGAUGAUCCAAGCCCAGGACGUGUACAUUACGUACGACAACGUUCUCGUUGGAGACGUAUACUUCGUACUGCAUUGCCUCUUCAGGCUAUGCUUGUAUUACUUCUUGGUGCAGCAUGUCUUGUACCACACUGUGAUGAUGAAAGUUGUUGCCAGUUGCUCAAUAAUUUCGCACGAAGUUUUGAUCCAUCCUUAGAAUUCGUCAAUGGACCGCCACCUUUUUAA